CCACAUUGCCUGUGGCAAGAAGAAAGGGGAGGAUUCCAAAUUCAGGAACAAUGUUCUUUAUGUACCCAACUAUGGUUUGGGACAGAACCUACUGAUCUACCUCAGCCAGAAGGUAAAAUGCUGAGCCUUGAAAUAGUUCUUGCUCAUGACCUGCCCCGGUACAGAGGCUCCACAGCUCCUGGAGGUAAGGAGGAAGAGACACCAGCCAAAUAAUAUCAACACCUCCAACUCCAGCAUCUUCAGAGCUGCAACAAGAAGAAACAAAAAUCUCCCUGACGAUGUAUACUCAGACACAUGUGGCCAGCAAGAAGCUCUGGGCACCCCUACUCAUGCUCACCCUCUGUACAACACUGCUGCCCGUGCUGGGAGAAAUGGAGAAAAGACACAACCGGCCUGCCUUCCCAGGAUCUCCCCUUGGAAAAUCUGACGCCUUUGUAUGCACAGAGAUUCAAGAAAUCCCCAAGCUAAGGGGUGAGCUAUUAGUUGAGGAGUGCUGGGGAUAUAUAGAGGCCAAGGAAUGCACUAACAGGUGUUCUAGGAACUUUAGGUGCAUAAACAGAAAUCACACCUGCUGUUGGACCGACUGCGGAAACAUCUGCCGGGACCAUAAGAAAGUGUUUGCACAACUGCUGGAACCCUAGCCCAACACCUGUGUGAGCUGGGAGGUGUGUAAGAUGCCUCAGAGCAGUAGUGCAUGGCUACUUUUAGGAAUGCAAACUUAUUCUUACUGAGGGCUGAGCAGGAGCAAAUCCUAGGCAAAUAAACUAGACUAAC
Molecule: messenger RNA, 774 nt
Organism: Tupaia belangeri chinensis (Chinese tree shrew)
Lineage: Eukaryota; Metazoa; Chordata; Mammalia; Scandentia; Tupaiidae
Gene: WFDC11
Product: WAP four-disulfide core domain 11
Exons: 5
Coding region: 279-641 (120 amino acids)
Source: RefSeq, a predicted model, not a curated record